Miscanthus lutarioriparius is the source of this 363-nucleotide messenger RNA. Lineage: Eukaryota; Viridiplantae; Streptophyta; Magnoliopsida; Poales; Poaceae. The record is from the annotation of a GenBank genome assembly.
AUGGAUGCUCGAGUUUCAACAUGGAAAGAAAGAAUUGAGAAUGCCUUGGAAGAGCAGGAUAAAAAUCCACCUUUUGAUAUGGGUUCAUAUGGGGAGCAAAUCCUUGACACAAUUUCGUCAAGAACUGAUAGUACAGGAAUUGCGUCUUUUAGUGAGAUUGUUUGUGGCAGACCAAAGUAUGAGGUUGCCAGAACAUUCUCUGCCCUUCUCCAGCCGGUAAACGGCAGAAGUGUUGAUCUGGACAAAGGACAAACCACAAAUGAGUUGGUGUGUUACACAGCUGAGAAUCCAUUCCACGUAAGGCUCAUUGGUCUCAACCAGAGGCCAGAAAUUGAGGCACGCUUUGCUCAGAAGAGAGUUUAA